This is a messenger RNA of Erpetoichthys calabaricus (reedfish), 2789 nucleotides long. RefSeq lists its product as uncharacterized. NCBI's taxonomy places the organism in Eukaryota, Metazoa, Chordata, Cladistia, Polypteriformes, Polypteridae. Bases 639 to 2789 code for a protein of 716 amino acids. The transcript has 2 exons. The record is from RefSeq and is a predicted model, not a curated record.
AACGCCUGGUCCUUCCAUUACGAUGUCGUCCCGACUGGGCAAGGAUGCCAUCCAACUGCCACAACAGCAACCCCACCUCCUUUUGUGUUCUGUCUGUCCUUCCUGAUAAACGUCUGCCCUCUCUAUGCCCUACUCAUUGCCAUCUUUGUUAUGUAACCAGGUUGCCGUUAUUGCUGUAAUAUCAUAAUUCUGCUCCUCUCCUUAUGACUCCAGCUCACUUGUUCAAUCUCCUUGUAACGCGUUAGUCGUUUUACUUUUGGCUGAGAGUUUACCUUCCAUUUUUGCACAGCUGUUUGUUCCUCCAUGUUGAGUUCUAAACCAGGCCCGUCCUGAACUCCCAGCCCACCAUUCCCUAGCUUGUCUUGCACUGCCACACUAUGACUUGAAUGUUUUUGUAACAAAUCUUAUUUUCUUCUGCAGUGAGACACGUGGCUUCCAGUAUCCCCCCAGAUGGCGGAAUUGUGGGCAACACCUCGGCGUUGAUAGUUUCGGCCUUUUACGACGACCGCCUCGUCCUCCUCGGUCCUCCUGUGGUUCGCAUCAUUGGGAUUGUCAACCAGAGUCUCCACGAAUCACAACGGGAAGAAUUCUUCUGUCAGUUAGAAUGUGGGAGUGGGACCUUCUCUGUUCAAGCUUGGAUGGAACCUCAUGAGGACACCUUUAGCUCUGGAUACGGGGUAGUGGACCUGCUCUGUGAGGACCCGUGUGGAGCGGGCCCUCCGAUGAGAGUUACACUGAGUUCAGAUACAAACGGGAUGUCUUCAGCCCUCCAUGUUCUCAACACCAAUGAAAAAAGACCCCCCAGACCACAGUGGAACUUCACUGUAUGUGUCGCUGAAAUCCUGGGCAAUGAGAACAAUGUCCUACAGCUCGUCCAGACCCUAGAGAUGUACAGACUCCUGGGAGCUGCAAAGAUAAUCCUGUAUAAUGUGGACUGCUCUGAUGAGGUAGGGGAUGUUCUCGAGCUCUAUGCUGCACAAGGCUUCGUGGAAGUAAUGGACUGGGCGAAGGUUUUUGAUUCUAUAGCAUCCUUCACGGACAAAGCCAGGACACGAUACCUUGCAAAGACCCUGGCCCAGCAUGACUGCCUCUAUAGGAGUAUGUUUUUCAGCACCUAUGUGGUCUUUAAUGACCUGGAGGACAUCAUUCUGCCUUAUAGAAACCACACAUGGGCUGAUAUGAUUGCCUCCCUCAACAAGGGGGAUGUCUUCCUUUUUAAAAGCCAUGUUUUCCCCAAUAGUGAAUUCAGAGACCGCUUUCAUGUUGAGGAAUGGGCCGCCAUCCCUGGAGUCAGCCUUCUGCAUCACAUCUACUGGGAGGAGGGCCUGGCCGAUGGAGAUGAUCUCAAGAUGAUGGUAAACCCCAGAACCGUCACCCGCACCUCGACCCGCUCCAUUUUAAACUUAAAAGGACAAGUGGUGGAGGUGCCGGGCGAGCUGGCUCUGGUGCACCGCUGCCAGAGGGUCCCAUUGAACAGGAGGGGUCUGGUCAGCCAGCCAAGGAUCCUGAACUUCAGUGCUUCUCUCGUGAGAAGUGUAAACGCCACGCUGAAGAGACGGUGUGAAGAGAGAGGCCCACUCCCCCACGUCCAGGAUCCCCCCGAGUUCAGGCGUGUCGAGGACAUCAGAGCCUACGUGAUUUCCGCCUAUUUUGACGACAGACCCCUCGUUGGCAGCACUCCUGUGCUUCGAAUUCUUGCAGUUGUGAAUCGGUCCGAUUUCGAAUCGCAGCAGUUGACGCUCCAUUGCCACGUGGAGUGUGAGAGCCAGGCGUGGUUGUCCAGUGAAGUCCACGUUGAGGUCCAUCAGGAUCAUUUUCAAUUUCCCUACGGCUUGGCCGACCUGCUCUGCAAGAACCCAUGCGGCAUGCUUUCUGUGAGCAAUUUGAGAAUCAGUAAGCAUCCUGACGUGGGCUCACCUGGCAUCGCCCUAAAGCUUCUCAACACGAGAGAGUCGAGACCACCGAAGCCCGUGCGUCAGUUCACUGUCUGCCUUUCCACCAUGUUUAGGUACAACAACGUCCUCCAGUUCCUUCAGUCCAUGGAGAUGUACCGCUUGCUGGGAGCUGAAAAUGUCUUCAUCUACAAAACCAGCUGCUCGGACGAAGUGCAGGGGCUGCUGGACUUCUACUCCAGAGAGGGCUUUGCCGUCGUCUUCAACUGGACUGUGGAUUCGUACCUUAAUGAAUCGGCCAGCUGGCAGCCACGGCCUGGAGAAGAGCUGCACUACCAUGGACAGACGGCCGCCCUUAAUGACUGUCUUUACAGGAACAUGUACGCCAGCGAGUACGUGGUGUUUAUCGACUCUGACGAGAUCAUCAUGCCCAGCAGACAUGGCACCUGGGCAGAGAUGAUAGACUUCCUCAGCCUGAUCCACCACCCAUGGACAGUUUUCUCCUUUCAGAACCAUCUCUUUCCCAGCAAUAGGCACAGCCAGCCCUUUGAAGUUGAGGAGUGGGACGACCUUUUGGGGGUCAACAUCCUGAACCAUGUCUACCGGGAGAAAGAGCAGCAGACGUUUGACCCAAAGAAGAUCAUAGUGACGCCCCAGGCUUGUGUCAAGGUCUCUGUUCAUGCAGUGAUUGAGCCUUGGAUUCAGGGAAUUGUGGUGGACACCGAGGUCGGCUUCCUGCACCACUGUCGGGGGUCACACCUAGCCCCCUCGCACCACAAGGACGGCAGGCUGCUGCAUUACAAAGAUGAACUCAUAGAAAACAUCAGAAGGGUCCUGGGAGAUGUUUUCAAGGGUAGGAAACUGGAGUGGGAGGGGGGCAUCUGUAAGCAUUUCUAG